This is a messenger RNA of Otolemur garnettii (small-eared galago), 655 nucleotides long. RefSeq names its product family with sequence similarity 180 member A (gene FAM180A). The record is from RefSeq and is a predicted model, not a curated record. The transcript has 3 exons. The coding region runs from base 134 to 655 and encodes 173 amino acids. Lineage: Eukaryota; Metazoa; Chordata; Mammalia; Primates; Galagidae.
UUUGUGCACUUCUGCAAAGGGAAGGGUGGGCAGCUCACUGUCUUCUCCCUGGGAGCGUCAGCACAGGCGUACCUGAGACGGCUGUGGUCCUACUGGGUGUGAGGGUCAAGUUCUCAUCUUUUUGGAGGCCAAAAUGCAUUGGAACACGUUGCUGCUUCUGCUGGUGUAUUACAAUGCCCAGGCGACUGUGUCCCACGGGUGGAGCAGGGCUGUGCUCUUCCCUGCUGCCCACCGGCCCAAGCGGUCGUCCUCCAUGCCACUGAACCCCGUCCUGCAGACCUCCCUGGAGGAAGUGGAGCUGCUCUAUGAGUUCCUGCUGGCCGAACUUGACAUCAGCCCUGACCUGAAGGUCUCCAUCAAGGAUGAGGAGCUCGCCUCCCUGCGGAAGGCCUUGGACUUCCACACUGUCUGCAAUGACGUGAUUCCCAAGCGCAUUCCGGACAUCCGCAGGCUCAGUGCCAGCCUCUCCAACCACCCUGGCAUCCUCAAGAAAGAAGACUUUGAAAGGACAGUCCUGACCCUUGCCUACACGGCCUACCGCACAGCCCUGUCCCAAGGUUAUCAGAAGGACAUCUGGGCCCAGGCCCUCAUCAGCCUCUUCCAGGCCCUGAGGCAUGACUUGAUGCGGUCCUCACGUCCUGGAGUGCCUCCCUGA